Molecule: messenger RNA, 436 nt
Organism: Papilio xuthus (Asian swallowtail)
Lineage: Eukaryota; Metazoa; Arthropoda; Insecta; Lepidoptera; Papilionidae
Gene: ND-MLRQ
Product: NADH dehydrogenase (ubiquinone) MLRQ subunit
Exons: 3
Coding region: 109-354 (81 amino acids)
Cellular component (GO): respiratory chain complex IV
Source: RefSeq, a predicted model, not a curated record
CAGUCAAGUCGAAACAGACCAGAAUUCACCACAGGAUCAUUCAUUUCAGAUUGCGUUGCGUAUAUUCGAUUGAGUGUGGUAUUUUUGUAUAAGCCACAAGGAAUUAAAAUGCAAGGCUUGAGUUUCCAGAGCUUGAAGAAGCAUAAAGCGUUGAUCCCGCUUUAUGUGUGCACGGGUGUUGGCGCCAUGGGGGCUGUGUUCUACCUGUUACGUUUAGCCACGCGCUCCCCCGAUGUUACCUGGAACCGCAAGACCAAUCCUGAGCCCUGGCAAGAGUAUAGAAAUAAGCAGUAUAAGUUCUACUCUCCAAACAUUGACUACUCCAAGGAAGAGUCUCCGGCUCCUAAAUUUUAAGUUACAUUGUUUGUUACUAAUGAAAAGUGCUGUAAAACAUUAGAUGGUUUUAUUUAAUUUAUAGUUAUAAUGUGAUAUCCAA